Messenger RNA from Parastagonospora nodorum SN15, 609 nucleotides. RefSeq lists its product as hypothetical. The record is from RefSeq and is a predicted model, not a curated record. Gene Ontology annotation, cellular component: membrane; SNARE complex; endomembrane system. Gene Ontology annotation, biological process: vesicle fusion; Golgi to vacuole transport; intracellular protein transport. The transcript is spliced from 2 exons. NCBI's taxonomy places the organism in Eukaryota, Fungi, Ascomycota, Dothideomycetes, Pleosporales, Phaeosphaeriaceae. Gene Ontology annotation, molecular function: SNARE binding; SNAP receptor activity. The coding region runs from base 1 to 609 and encodes 202 amino acids.
AUGAUGUCCUCACAGAACGACGAGGACCCCUUUCUGCAGGUGCAGGCCCCCGAGCUCCGCGAGGCCCGAGGCGAGCUCGAACAGACGCUCCAGGACCUGAGCCAAGACCUCGAAGACCUGAUAGAGAGCGUCAAAGCCGUCGAACACGACCCGUACCGCUUCGGGCUUGAGAUUGAUGAGGUCGAGCGUCGGAGGCGAUUGGUCAAAGACGUAGGGGGCGAGAUCGAGAACAUGCGCGACGAGCUGCAGCACACAAUUGAGGAUGCGAAGAACAAGGGCAAGACUGCUGCCAAUGGCGAUGCUCUGCCUGAUCCAGACUCGUUCGAGGAAGACGAUGCCUAUGCGGCUUACGAGCAGGAGCAGCAGCUCGAGAUGAUGCACCAGCAGGACGAAGCCCUGGAUGGCGUCUUCCAGACCGUCGGGAACCUCCGUCAACAGGCCAACGACAUGGGCCGCGAGCUUGAAGAGCAGGUCGAAAUGCUCGACGAUGUUGACACAGUGGCAGACAGAGUGGGAGGCAAGCUGCAGACUGGCAUGAAGAAGGUUGGCUGGGUGAUCAAGCAGAACGAAGGUACAGCUAUUCCGACUUGGCAAAUCGGACUUUGCUGA